AUGGAUAUGAGUGUCACAGCCUGGGAGGCCGAACUCACAACCAUCUAUGGAAGUGAUCAGGAAUUUUAUCACCAUUAUACAUGGAAAAUAAUCCUGGAAAUACUGACAGUCAUUGUGGCCCUGGUGGGGCUGUCAGGGAACACAGUGGUCCUCUGGAUCCUGGGCUUCCACAUGCGCAGGAAUGCCUUUUCUGUUUACAUCGUCAACCUGGCGGGGGCCGACUUCCUCUUCCUCUUCUGCUUUAUUAUAUAUUUUUUAUAUUCAACUUUCAACUUACAUAUUACCAAGGAAGUAAUUAGCAGAUUUGUCUCAAUUGUGGCAAUGUUUGCCUACAUCUCAGGCUUGAGUAUUCUCAGCACCAUCAGCACGGAGCGCUGCAUAUCUGUCUUGUGGCCCAUCUGGUAUCACUGCCGCCGCCCCACUCACAUGUCUGCUAUCAUGUGUGCCCUGCUCUGGGCCCUGUCCCUGCUUCUGAGCAUGCUGGAAGGGAACUACUGUGACUUCCCGAAUUGGGGAGUGCAUCAUGUUUGGUGUCAAGUAUUGGAUUUCAUCACUGUGGCAUGGCUUAUUUUGUUAUUUGUGCUGCUCUCUGGGUCCAGCCUGGCCCUGAUGACCAGACUGUUAUGUGGCUCCCAACGGUUGCUGCCCACCAGGCUCUACAUGACCAUCAUGAUCACUGUACUGGUCUUCCUCCUCUGUGGCCUGCCCUUUGGCUUCCACUGGUUCCUCAUAGUCCGGUUUUCAAAUGAAUAUCUUGCCCUCUUCCAUCUUUCCAAGACUGUACAGCUUCUGUCCUGUGUCAACAGCUGUGCCAACCCCUUCAUUUAUUUCUUUGUGGGCUCCUUCAGGCAGCGAUGGCAGAAGCAGAGACACACUCUGAGGCUGGUUCUUCAGAGGGCUUUUCAGGACACUCCUGAAGUGGAUGAACUUGGAGAAAGCCUUCCUGGGGAAACCCUGUACAUGUCAGGAACCAGACAGAGGCAGUGA
Pipistrellus nathusii (Nathusius's pipistrelle) is the source of this 987-nucleotide messenger RNA. The record is from the annotation of a GenBank genome assembly. NCBI's taxonomy places the organism in Eukaryota, Metazoa, Chordata, Mammalia, Chiroptera, Vespertilionidae.